AUGUGGGAUUCCACAUUCGGCAAAGAUUGGGCCGCCUUACUGGAGAAAUGGGAUACUAUGGAGGCCAUACUAAUUAGGGAGAAUUCCUUGGGAAAACUACAGAUGUCGAAGAAACGGCCAACUGUUUUGAAGAAAUGGUUGGAUGGGGCGCGCUCAUUCAGCGAUCCUUUGGUCAUUUCUGAUGUUGAUGAAUUUGGCAGUGCCAUGGUAGGGUGGUGGAACUCGCUUCAGCCGGGCUGGAGGCAAAGCACAGAAGGGCUGCCGCUACCAAAAUAUGCUGGAUCAUUUACCUGUCUGUGCAAAGGGGGUCAGAGUGGUAUAGUUGCAGUGUUGUUUGGUCUCUUCUGGUGGAGACGCAACUGCAAUGGAUCUUUGGAAUGGUCUGCUCUGGUGUCAGAUGUCAGUGAUAUGCUCAACGCCCUCCUCAAUGCCACCGCGCCUGCAAAGCACCGCAAGUAA
This is a messenger RNA of Desarmillaria tabescens, 459 nucleotides long. RefSeq lists its product as uncharacterized. The coding region runs from base 1 to 459 and encodes 152 amino acids. The transcript is spliced from 2 exons. NCBI's taxonomy places the organism in Eukaryota, Fungi, Basidiomycota, Agaricomycetes, Agaricales, Physalacriaceae. The record is from RefSeq and is a predicted model, not a curated record.